Purpureocillium lilacinum is the source of this 2316-nucleotide messenger RNA. The record is from RefSeq and is a predicted model, not a curated record. Lineage: Eukaryota; Fungi; Ascomycota; Sordariomycetes; Hypocreales; Ophiocordycipitaceae.
AUGGCUUCGUCGGAAGCGUCAUCAGCGUCAGAGCAUGUCAAGGAGCGACCAUCGCGACUUCGUCGCCUCUUCCCACGUCGCCCGUCAGCCGAACCUCAGAACGAGAAACAAUCGUCACACCCUCGCUGGAGCUUUGGCAUCUUGAAUGAUCGCGAGACCGUUGAAGUACCAGGCUCUGUGUUACUGCUUGCUGCCAAUCGCAACGAGCCCCUGGGCCUGAGAAACGUCCAUGCGCGAACAUCUCACUCCUCUAUCCCGGCCGGGUUUCCUGUCGAUGCCUCCUUGACGCCCGGGCGGGCAUCAGCAGGCCACCGUGCCGCCGCCGAUCCAUCCGCCCAAGCCGGCGACCCAGCCGAGGGAAAGAAGAAGACCGAGGACGGCACCAUCAUUCUCGAGCCACAGCCAGAAGACUCUGCCAACGAUCCGCUCAAUUGGCCUGGCUGGCAGCGCGAUACGGCUCUCAUCUCGCUCGGCUUUUAUUGCAUGAUUGGCGGUGGCAUCGGUCCGCUCAUCGCGGCUGGCUUCACCGAUAUUGCCCACGAGUACGACGUUACGGUCGAGAACGUGUCGCUUGUCGUCGGUCUGUAUAUGAUGGGGCUCGGCAUCGGAGCUGUCUUAGCAUCGCCCACCGCCAUCUUGUUCGGGAAGCGACCCGUUUACCUCGCCAGCGCCAUCGUCUUCAUUGGAACUUGUGUCUGGGCGGGUCACUCCCCUAGCUUCCCUUCCCUUCUGGCCGCUCGGGUGUUCCAGGGCAUGGCAAUGAGCCCUGUCGAAUGCCUUCCUUCGGCGACAAUUGCCGAGAUCUUCUUUCUUCAUGAGCGGGCGUAUCGUAUCGGUAUAUACACAUUGCUACUGCUAGGCGGCAAGAACUUGGUCCCCCUUCUACAUAUGAAGCCUCUGACAAUCAACAGCAUAGUCGCAAUGGUCGCUGGUCUUGGCUUUAGCCUUUUGUUUCUGUUUGUCCCCGAGACGUUUUGGGACCGCACGCCCACAAGGCGACCGUCGAAGAGGCCAAGCUUUCUUCGCCGCGUCUCGUCCCGCCGUAGUGUUCCCAGGCCACCGGAUGUCCCCGACUCAUCGAGUGCAGCAGCCAAGACACCCGAGCGCCCAGGACACCAGGCGCCGGCUCGAGGGCCGCAACUUCACGUGGAAUUCGCUGCCGAAGGUUGCAGUUCCACUGCUACCAAUCCUGAGAAGACGGACAGGUCUUCCCUCGAUGCGCCUGGCGCUGAUGUGCCGACACCUGAAAAGAAAUCAACGGACAUCAACAAGAGUCCUGAUGCUACAUUGCUCAUGGAUGAGAAGAUAGUGGCAGCGCCCGGCCAGGCACUUCAACACGGCAACGCAGCCAGUGAAGGCGUACCGUCACCACGACCCAUCCUGGCUCGAACCCCGAACAGCUACCUUGUCCAGUCCCCGUACACACAUAGCAUCGCCGGGAGUGAGACCAAUGUCGACUACUUCAUGCACGGCCCGAAUCUCGAUAAUGAACGAAUCCCAGCUUCGGCCCUGAGGGCUCCUCCAAAAAUCCAGGCGUACACACAUGUUCUCCGCCAACAGCCCGCCCAGACAUUCGCACAGCACCUACGACCGUACCAUGGCCGCCUCAAUAACGAUAAGUGGCUCAAGGUCAUGGUUCGGCCAUUUGUCCUGUUCUCAUACCCGGCAGUGUUGUGGUCCGCCGCCGUGUACUCAUGCUCGAUCGGCUGGUUGAUGGUCAUCUCGGAAACCAUGGCCAUCAUCUAUCGAGACCCAUCGUCAUAUAACUUCACAUCGCUGCAAACCGGUCUCGUGUAUAUCGCACCAUUCAUCGGCGGCGUUCUAGGCACCGGCGUAGCCGGCAAGAUCAGCGAUAUAAUCGUCCGCGCCAUGUCGCGACGCAACGGCGGUCUCUACGAGCCUGAAUUCCGGCUCGUCAUGGCCAUCCCCAUCAUGGUGGCGACUUGCAUCGGCCUCAUGGGCUUCGGGUGGUCGGCGCAAGACAAAGACCACUGGAUGGUCCCCACCGCGUUCCUCGGCGUCCUCUCCUUCGGGUGCUCCCUGGGGUCGACGACGGCCAUUACGUUUUGCGUCGACAGCUUCCGGCAGUACGCCGGCGAGGCGCUCGUGACACUCAACUUCUCCAAGAACAUCCUGCAUGGGCUCGUUUUCAGCCUGUUUGUGUCGCACUGGAUGGCGCACGACGGCCCGAGAAAGGUGUUCAUCUGGCUUGGCGUCAUCCAGCUGCUGCUGCAACUGACGACGAUUCCGCUCUUCAUCUAUGGCAAACGGGCGCGCAUGUGGACGGUGAGGAAGAACUUUAUGGAGAGAUUUUAG